AUGGCGUCUACUCCUUCUAUAAGUCACCAAGUUGUGUUCCGACCGCUAAUACAAGAACUAUUGAAAAGGGGACACGAGUGUGUCGUUGUAACUACAGAUCCUGUGUAUCGCAAGGGUGAAACGCCGAAGAAUCUGACCGAAAUAGACGUCCACGAUAUAUCGUAUUACAGCUUGGUAGACAUUAUACAGAACAUGAACGGCGAUAAGCAAAACUCAUUACCUUUAAUGAUUAUGAUACUCCAUCGUAUGUCAAUCAUUUCUGAGAAACAAGUGCAACUACCAGAGGUACAAGCAGUAUUGAAUUCUGGAAAGUUCGAUUUGGUGAUUGGUGAAGCAUAUAUUCCAUCCCUGCUUGGACUAUCGCAUUAUUUUAAAGCACCUGCCAUUUUGUUGAGUACGUUUGGUGGUCUGCCAACUCAAUAUAAUGUGCUUGGUGCUCCAACACAGCCGUUGCUAUUCCCAUACUUUAUACAGACAAAAUUAUACAAUUUGUCGUUCUUCGAGAAGAUUAUCGAAACCUUCAAUUAUAUGCGCUACGUGUGGCACUCGUAUUGUUUGGAACGGACCGAUUACCAGUUAAUGCGACGAAAUUUUGGGAAUGAUGUGCCAAGUUUUAGAGAAUUGUACAUGAACAAUAUGUAUCUGCUAUUAUUGAAUGAGCAUCCUAUGUGGGCUCACAAUAGACCUGUCCCACCGAACAUAAAGUAUGUAGGUGGGAUAUAUACACCCCAGGAGAAACCAUUACCACAGGCUGAUUACACGAGCAGAGUUAAUCAAAGAAAAUUAAUAGAAACGAAAGAGACAAAGAAUUAG
Messenger RNA from Zerene cesonia (dogface butterfly), 813 nucleotides. Its product is annotated as UDP-glucosyltransferase 2-like. The transcript is spliced from 2 exons. The record is from RefSeq and is a predicted model, not a curated record. NCBI's taxonomy places the organism in Eukaryota, Metazoa, Arthropoda, Insecta, Lepidoptera, Pieridae. Gene Ontology annotation, molecular function: UDP-glycosyltransferase activity. The coding region runs from base 1 to 813 and encodes 270 amino acids.